Rotaria socialis is the source of this 474-nucleotide messenger RNA. The record is from the annotation of a GenBank genome assembly. NCBI's taxonomy places the organism in Eukaryota, Metazoa, Rotifera, Eurotatoria, Philodinida, Philodinidae.
AUGAUAAGAUACUUGUCAUUCUCUUUAGGUAAAGGAUGCCGGGAUACAUUCAAAUCACUGGCACGCACAUCAAUCAGCUAUGAUUCAAGACCAAAAUCAGUGAUUAUCGUUGAUUUAAAUAACGAUAUACAGCCGGAUUUCGUUGUUGCCAAUUCAGGAACAGACAAUAUCAGAGUCUUCUAUAGAUAUCCGAUUGGAACAUUUGAUAAUCAAAAGAUUUAUGCAGUUGCAACAGCAUGUCAAGCGUAUGCAGUCGUUGCUGAUGCUCUAAAAAAAGAUAUUCUUGAUAAUUUUAACAACACAUUAACAAGUGUUCGAUCUGUUUCAUCAAUCAGUUCAACAACAUCGAGGUCUUUAAAUUAUGAUGAACUCCCUCGCGUUGAUCAACCAUCAUCAUUUGAUAUAUUAAAGAUCUGUUAUGCUCUAUUAAUUCGAACAUUAGAUUUAUUACAUCGAUUAACACUAAACGAUUGA